Bacillus rossius redtenbacheri is the source of this 1490-nucleotide messenger RNA. It is a transcript of the gene Ho, whose product is annotated as heme oxygenase 1. Gene Ontology annotation, biological process: response to oxidative stress; heme catabolic process; heme oxidation. The coding region runs from base 104 to 856 and encodes 250 amino acids. Gene Ontology annotation, molecular function: heme binding; heme oxygenase (decyclizing) activity. The record is from RefSeq and is a predicted model, not a curated record. NCBI's taxonomy places the organism in Eukaryota, Metazoa, Arthropoda, Insecta, Phasmatodea, Bacillidae. The transcript has 3 exons.
CAGAAGAAAGCUUUACAACGAAAAUGCGCAAAGCGACUAGAGAAAUACACAGUAUCAGCGAUUCUUUAGUCAAUGCUAAAUUGGCCUUCGGCAGACUUUAGGUAUGCAGGGAAGUAUACUUAAGGGAGGAAGCAGCUUGCUGAAGGAGAAGGCUUACAUUCACACACGGCGGUGCUUCAGAGAACUGGAGGGGUUCAGAGGAAAGCAGCUAGCCCUGUCCGACGAUGAUGUCUGGACGGAGGGGCUGCUAAUCUUCUACGAGAUUUUCAGAUAUCUGGAGCAGGCACUGGACAGGCACAGGAACAGCCCUCUGGCCCGGCUGGACUUGGAAGCGCUGAGGCGCACCGAGGCGUUUGAGAAGGACCUGAGCUUCUACCUGGGCAGCGACUGGAAGAGCAGCUAUGUGGUGGGCGACGCCGUGGCGGCGUACCUGCUUCACCUGAGGAAGGUGGAGUCCGCCGACCCCGUGAUGCUGUCGGCCUACGUCUACCACCUGUACAUGGGGCUGCUGUCCGGCGGGCAGGUCCUGGGACACAAGCGGCGGCUGCUGGCGAGGCUGCCGUUCGCCGGCGCGGCGCGGGAGGGCGGGGACGCCGUCACCAGCUUCGGGGACGCGCCCAUCCCCCGGCUCAAGUGCGAGAUGAAGGCCGCGAUGAACGCCCUCGCGGGAGACCUGGACGAGGCCGCCCGGCAGAUGCUCUUGGAGGAGAGCAAGACCGUAUUCGCCAGGAACAACGAGGUCAUACGAAGCGUGAAGGGCGGGACGCACGUCGUCUUGACGAAGAUGCUCAUACUCGUGAUACCGGUGUCCGUCGCGCUGAUGCUGUUCGCAUUACUUGUAUUCUACAAGAAGUGAUGCGCGCGGGAUGUCGAGAUGGGUCCGAGCGUAUCGUGGAUUCCAGGACUAAUUGUAUUCUUAUAUUAUAGAAGGAAAUAGUACAGUAAAACCUCGCACAACGAAAUCCUCGGUAUAACGAAGCAACUGAUAAGUCCUGCCAAAUCGCUAUGUAAUCCUAUGUAUUUAUACCUCUAAAUAACGAAGCAUUUUUUGGAUGCAACGCCAAAAACACCCGCUACAGCGAAGGUAAAACAGAAAAAUCUUCAAAAUGUUUCUGUAGGAUUGUCAUAAAUUUUCAAGUUUGCUUCGUAAAUAAAUUAUGCUUCGGCAAGUAAACAAUACUGCCGCCAUCUUACAACUGAUUGGCCAUAGAAGUAAGAGUUACGGACGUACUGAAACGCACUUUGACUACCAAUAUAAGCUAUCGUACUUUGAUUAAUCAAUCUUCCGAAACUGCCUAGAAAAUUAGAAAAUUUCAUCACAUGAACAAUUUACAUCAUUGUUCUGUGAAAAUGUGUGAUCGUUUAUUCGUGUUGUAAUGAAUGCCGAUAACCGAUACAGAUUCUGUGGAAGUGUUUCUUAAUUAAAAUCUGUAGGUUUAGAAAGUUGUUUUUGUUCCAUGUUGUAGGGGGAAAUAAAUUAUUUAACCAGU